CGGCGCCCGACCCCCGCCCCGGCUGCGGGGAUCAAAGCGGGAGCGGGGCGGGGGGCGCGGAGCGAACUUGGGCAGGACGCGGGGGGCCGGCCCCCUCCCGCCGCUCGGCCGGUGCCCGGCGCAGGCCGAGGGGCGAAUCCGCGUGGCCGGGCCGGAGUUUGCGGGCGAGGGAGGGGAAAGGCGGCCGGCGGUGUUGGGGCGCGAACGGAACAUCGCACAGGGACCGCGGGGAGCGGCGGAGAACGCCCCAACUUGCUCGGGCGGCGGUCRGGGCAGCUCCGCGAUUUGGCUCUUGCCCCGGUGGCUGGCGAGCGGGACGGAGCGGGGCUGCGGCAUUUCUGGGUAACGGGCCGCUUUCCCCGGGGAGGCUGCCUGCUGUUUCCCGGGGAGAUCAUGAAACGACAUCGGCUUCCUAGCAGCAGUGAGGACUCUGACGACAAUGGCAGUCUGUCUACUUGGUCCCAGCAUUCCAGAUCUCGCCGUCAUCGGACUUCGUGYUCCAGAGAUGAAGACCGGAAGCCUUCUGAGGUGUUCAGAACGGACCUGAUCACUGCCAUGAAGUUACAUGACUCCUUCCAGCUGAACCCUGAUGAAUACUAUGUGCUGGCAGAUCCCUGGAGGCAGGAGUGGGAAAAGGGAGUUCAGGUGCCAGUUAGCCCAGGGACCAUCCCAGAACCAGUAGCCAGGGUUGUGUGGGACACCAAGGCUGUCACCUUCACUCGUCCCAGGAAGUACAUCGUGUCCUCGGGCGCUGAGCCUCCCGAGCUGGGCUACGUCGACAUCCGCACGCUGGCGGACAGCAUGUGUCGCUAUGACCUCAAYGAUGUGGACGUGGCCUGGCUGCAACUUGCCAAUGAAGAAUUCAAAGAAAUGGGGAUGCAUGAGCUGGAUGAGUACACCAUGGAGAGGGUGAUGGAGGAGUUUGAACAGCGCUGCUACGAUAACAUGAACCACGCCAUUGAGACGGAGGAGGGGCUUGGCAUUGAAUACGAUGAGGACGUCGUGUGUGAUGUCUGUCAGUCCCCAGAUGGAGAGGAUGGCAAUGAGAUGGUGUUCUGUGACAAAUGCAAUAUUUGUGUGCACCAGGCAUGCUACGGGAUCCUGAAGGUGCCYGAGGGCAGCUGGCUGUGCCGGACGUGCGCGCUGGGCGUGCAGCCCAAGUGUCUCCUGUGCCCCAAGAAGGGCGGCGCCAUGAAACCCACCCGAAGUGGCACCAAGUGGGUGCACGUCAGCUGUGCUCUCUGGAUUCCGGAGGUGAGCAUUGGAAGCCCUGAAAAAAUGGAGCCCAUCACAAAAGUUUCCCACAUUCCCAGCAGUAGGUGGGCACUGGUGUGCAGCCUUUGCAAUGAAAAAGUUGGAGCUUCAAUACAGUGUUCAGUGAAGAACUGCAGAACGGCCUUUCACGUCACCUGCGCGUUCGACCGCGGCUUGGAGAUGAAAACCAUCUUGGCAGAGAACGACGAGGUGAAGUUCAARUCCUACUGCCCCAAGCACAGCUCCACCAAGAAAGCAGAUGCUGAACCUUUGAACGAGAGCCCAGGUCAGGAGAACAGCAAUGGCAUUCAGGACAGCUCUCYUCCUGCCCACAUCGACCCUUUCCACAGCAUGGAUCAGAACCAGGAGGAGGCCCACAGGGUCAGCCUCCGCAAGCAAAAGCUCCAGCAGCUGGAGGACGAGUUCUACACCUUCGUGGAGUCUUUGGAAGUGGCCAAAGUGCUGCGGCUGCCCGAGGAGCCGGUGGAAUUCCUUUACCAGUACUGGAAGCUGAAGAGGAAAUCCAACUUCAAUAAGCCUUUGAUUACCCCAAAGAAGGAUGAAGAGGACAAUCUGGCUAAACGGGAGCAGGACGUUCUGUUCAGGAGGCUGCAGCUCUUCACGCACCUCCGGCAGGACCUGGAGCGGGUGCGUAACCUCACGUACAUGGUGACGCGGAGAGAAAAGAUCAAGAGAUCUGUGUGCAAAGUUCAAGAACAGAUAUUUAAUAGCUAYAUAAAGCAGUUGGAACAAGAAAGAGUUUCAGGUGUGCCUUCCUCGUUCUCCUCCAUGGAAAACACGGUGUUGUUCAACAGCCCAUCGCUGGGCCCCAACGCCCCCAAGAUCGAGGAUCUGAAGUGGCAUUCUGCGUUCUUCAGGAAGCAGAUGGGCACAUCCCUGGCCCACUCCUUGAAAAAACCGCACAAGAGAGACAGGGUAAGAGACAGGUCUGGCAGCAAAUCCUUACUGAGGCAGCCCAGCCCCAGGGAAGGAGGUGCAGCUCCGGGCAGCUUUUUAACUUUYGACAAGACCUUCGCCGAGACACGGAUUGUGCAGCAGAAAAACGGCAUCGUUAUAGCAGAGCACAGGAAAAGGAGAGAUGAGCGCCCACAGUGCGAGGUGGUGAAGGCAGAACUGAAGGAAAAGACUUCCAAACACAACCACAAACCGCUGAGGCCCACGGAGCUCUCUCAGAGGCAAUCAGAAAACAAAAGGGCUGUGAACCACUCCAGUGGUAGGUCAGCGCCUGGCACUCGGAGGGAUAUAGUGCCUAAAUGUAACGGGGGUCUUGUCAAAGUGAACUCUCACCAGACKGUAGUUAAAGUGCCUACGACACCCACCAGCCCGGGGAAAAACUGGGGCGGAUUCCGAAUUCCAAAGAAGGGGGAGAGGCAACAGCAGGGGGAGAGCCUGGAGGAGGCCUGCAGGCAGAACUCUGGCUACCCUUUCCUGGGUGUGGGCAGAGUUGCAGCCAAGGAGCGGACAAGGAGCAAGUUAAAGCCCGACAGCGAGAACGAUGGGUACGUGCCCGACGCUGAAAUGAGUGACUCGGAGACUGAGGUGGCUGAAAAGAAGUGCAGGCAGCAGAGGCUCAGUCCCAACAGCACCAUCAGCAGGAGGACGGACAUUAUUCGCAGAAGCAUCCUGGCAACCUGACUGAACACGGGCGUGGGGUCAGUAGAGUCACUGCCUACGAGCCAACUCCACCUUAUUCCCUGGUGGGAGAGAGGAGCAUUCUUAGAGCUACAGACCGACACAUUUAAACCCUUUUUUUUUUUUUUUUCUUUUGAGUUGUAUAAAUAUGUUUACAUGCACUUAAAGCUGUUUUAAGCUCUUUGGUUUUGUUUGGGAUUUUUUAUUUUUUCCUCUGCUCCAUCCACAUCCCCUCACCUACCCUGUUUCUGUGAGAAGUUUGAGUCUCCCUUAUUUGCAGCUUUCCUGAGUAAGCAGAGAAUUGACAUCACUACUAAAACAGGAGUUGGGAUGCACGCAAUUCACAAAAAUCUUUUAAAAUGGGCUAGGUGGARUCAGGCUGCAUUCAUCCCUUCUAGCUAAAAGGCACUGAAAAUUUUACUCCCUUCCCCUGACUCCUGGAAAAGCACAAGCUCAUAAUUUAAGUGGUGUGUAUUGAAUGGAAGAUGGUUGUUAGACCAUCCUGCACUACACUGCUAAAUCCUAUUACAGCUGCUCCCUGUCCUGUGGCAGGGGCAGCUCUUUCUCCUCUCUUYGCAGAAUGUGUUCUGUUACAUUCACUUUGAGCACGGGUGGCAGCUCAGACCCCUCCAAAUGCUCCAGAGUUUACAUGUACGUGAUGACCAGGCACAGCCGUGAAUUGUACUGGAGGAGGAGGAAGGGACAGGGCAGAGAAUGGCACUGACCCAGAGGAUGUUCCCAAAUGGCUGUUCUGAGCCAGGGGCAGGUUUGUGGGUUUCCAGCACCCCGUGGAAUAACCCUCACUCUUAGCCAGGCACCUGCCAGCGGGAGUGUGAUGACAAUUCAAGACAAAAGUUUUCUAAGGCACUAGRCAGUAGGAUUUCCCAAAGGCCACCACAGAUGCACUAAUGAUAUGUACUGGGACAGGCUUAUGACACUAGAAGGUUGCUUUAAAUGGACAUGAAUAUAUAUUUUUAAAUAGGUGAAAAUGCAGAGGCAAUACAUUGGGAUUAGCUCUUUACAGUCAAGCARAGAAAAACUAUUUCGUUCUACUAUGGAUUAGAUUUGAUGGAAGAGGGAACUCGUAUUCUGAUUGUGUACUUUUUUAAUAACUGCAAGUGGCAAUAAUGAGUAAGCUGUGAGCAAUAAUAUUAACAGGUUGUGAGGAAACUGUUUUGUACCGAGCAGAGCGCACACAGUGCAGCAGAGCAUCAGGAGCCUGUAAAUUCUGGAAUUCUUCGUAGAUAUGAGACAGGUACGUACUGGUGAAAACAUUUUAGCAGCAAUGUGUUAACAGAGAGCCAGGCAUAAAGAACCUCCUUCUCCUCCCCUUUCCUAGUCCCAGCCUGCUGUUAGGGUAUCCACUCGGGAAUGUCUGACCCUUGCUUCCUGAGGAGGGGAAUUCUGGGAACCCAGAAUUCCUCUGCCAUAGGACUGAGUCUUCCAGAGGAUUCAAUCAGAAAACAAAAAGGCUUAGCACCCUACCUUGCUAUGCAAGUUAACAUUAUCAAUUAAAUAUUUCACCAGAAUGCAUCCCUAUUGUUUUAAAACUCAGAAGUCUUAACCUCUUGAGGAAGGGGARUUUUAUGUAAGGUAAUAGACUUUCAAAAUCCCAUCUCUGGUCCCAGGAAGUCAGAAUAAUUACAUGACUUACAGAGGUGAAAGGCAGGACACKGGUGACUGAGGUCACUCUGGGGAUUCGUUCUGAGUAUUAACAGCAGACAGACAAAAGGUAAAAGCGGGUAAGUUCAACUCAACAUCCAGCACCGUUCUCCAGCCAGGCACUGGUAUUUUCUGUAAGAAAGAAGCUCAUGACCACAGAGGAAUUGUCAAGCCAURGAUGGAACACCCUAAAUUUGGAUUCUGAGUAACCCUUUAACCCCCCCACCCACUGGGCAGAGGUACCUUGUUAAUUUGCACUAUGAUGAACACUGAUGUUGUGCAGUGAAUGCCUGGCAUAGAGGCUAAAAGGCUUGGUGAGGUUUCCAGCCAAGUUGAACCCAAACCAAAGCCAGCUGUGGUACGACCAGCUCUGUAGGAUUCUGUCUCUGUGCUUAGCGCUCAGCAGGAGGUGCUGCAGGUACUGCAGUGACAAACCCACCCCUGUUUAAUGGGAUUUGCUGGAUUUCUGUUCCUAAGCGUUACCUUUCCUUGUGCUGACUGACCAAGAGAUCUUUGAUAUGAUCGGUGUGUUGUCCAACUGUAGGCUAGUUGAACGUCUGUGAAGUUGCCUGGAAUGCCAUUUGUUAGGUUACAAACUCACACAGAUCUAAAUGAAGGGUUCAUGUUGUGUAUAAACCUUGAUUUCRGAAAUCUGAGACAAUUGUGAUGACAUUUGUAAAACUUGUACAGAUUUUUCACUAUGUGCCUAGCUUUGGUGUCCAUUCAGCUGAAAUUAAAAAAAGGUGCAUGAAGAGAAACAGAAAUAAAAA
Malurus melanocephalus (red-backed fairy wren) is the source of this 5339-nucleotide messenger RNA. RefSeq names its product jade family PHD finger 1 (gene JADE1). The transcript has 11 exons. Gene Ontology annotation, cellular component: histone acetyltransferase complex. The record is from RefSeq and is a predicted model, not a curated record. Gene Ontology annotation, biological process: regulation of transcription by RNA polymerase II. The coding region runs from base 394 to 2910 and encodes 838 amino acids. NCBI's taxonomy places the organism in Eukaryota, Metazoa, Chordata, Aves, Passeriformes, Maluridae.